AUUUUACACGGAAGUAAAGUCACGUCACGGGAUGUUGGGGUUAGAUGACGUCUGUAGUCGCUGUUCCACUCUCGCCGAAAAGCAGCUGCUGCGAGUUUAGGUUGAAAACACCAUUGCUCUGGUUCCACUUGAGUCUCGAGGUUCAGAGUGAGCAGUGACAGGAGGAUUGUUUUGGGGGGAAACCCCACCACAUUGGAAAGUCUCAUUCACCCACCUAUCACGUUGACAGCUCUUAAACCGCAAAAAUGGUUUUAGCUGAUCUGGGGAGGAAAAUAACCUCAGCUUUGAGGUCUCUCAGCAAUGCCACCAUCAUCAAUGAAGAGGUAUUAAAUGCUAUGCUCAAGGAGGUCUGUGCUGCCCUACUGGAGGCUGAUGUGAAUAUCAAGUUGGUAAAGCAACUUAGAGAAAAUGUCAAGGCAGCCAUUGAUCUGGAGGAAAUGGCUUCUGGCCUAAACAAGAGGAGAAUGAUCCAGCAUGCUGUUUUCAAGGAACUUGUCAAGCUGGUGGAUCCUGGAGUGAAAGCCUGGACUCCCACGAAGGGAAAGAACAAUGUUAUCAUGUUUGUUGGUCUGCAGGGCAGUGGGAAAACCACUACGUGUUCUAAGGAAAAAAUUUUUAUCGGCACAGGCGAGCACAUCGAUGACUUGGAGCCUUUCAAGACUCAACCCUUCAUAAGCAAACUGCUUGGUAUGGGAGAUAUUGAGGGACUGAUCGAUAAAGUGAAUGAACUAAAGCUUGAUGACAAUGAGGAGCUAAUAGACAAGCUCAAACAUGGUCAGUUUACACUCAGGGACAUGUAUGAACAGUUUCAGAACAUCAUGAAGAUGGGACCUUUUGGUCAGAUCAUGGGCAUGAUCCCAGGCUUUGGAACAGAUUUCAUGAGCAAAGGAAACGAGCAGGAGUCUAUGGCCAGAUUAAAGAAACUCAUGACAAUAAUGGAUAGUAUGAAUGACCAGGAACUUGACAACAAAGAUGGUGCCAAGCUCUUCAGUAAACAGCCUAACCGCAUCCAGCGAGUGGCCCGGGGAUCUGGAGUGGCUACCAGGGAUGUACAAGAGUUACUCACACAGUACACAAAGUUCGCCCAGAUGGUCAAGAAGAUGGGAGGCAUUAAAGGCUUAUUUAAAGGAGGGGACAUGUCCAAGAACGUCAACCCAUCACAGAUGGCGAAACUGAACCAGCAGAUGGCUAAAAUGAUGGAUCCCAGAGUGCUUCACCACAUGGGUGGCAUGGCUGGACUGCAGUCCAUGAUGAGGCAGUUUCAGCAGGGAGCUGCUGGCAACAUGAAAGGCAUGAUGGGAUUUAACAACAUGUGAACCUCUGAACCUGCAAACAGUGGAUGCAAAAGAGUUUGAUGGUUUUAGCAACCAAAACCUGGGCGGAUGAAGAUGGUUUGAUGGUUUUGUCUUGCCACAAGUAAUUUAAUUCUUUAAAUGGUGUAAAACAAUAAACAGGCUCAUUUACAUGUAAA
Sinocyclocheilus grahami is the source of this 1471-nucleotide messenger RNA. Its product is annotated as signal recognition particle 54 kDa protein-like. Gene Ontology annotation, cellular component: cytosol; signal recognition particle, endoplasmic reticulum targeting. Gene Ontology annotation, biological process: SRP-dependent cotranslational protein targeting to membrane, translocation; SRP-dependent cotranslational protein targeting to membrane. The transcript is spliced from 13 exons. The record is from RefSeq and is a predicted model, not a curated record. Lineage: Eukaryota; Metazoa; Chordata; Actinopteri; Cypriniformes; Cyprinidae. Bases 246 to 1316 code for a protein of 356 amino acids. Gene Ontology annotation, molecular function: 7S RNA binding; endoplasmic reticulum signal sequence receptor activity; GTP binding.